AUGGCGGACCCUCUACCUCAUGGGUUGGUCUCAAACACCGACCAUGUAAGCUCUGAUCUGAAAAGUGCGGACUAUGUUGAGAUCGAAGAUGUCGCAAAGCUGUGGCGAGGUUCUAUUUCAAGGAACUCGCCUUCAACGUUUCCGCGGCUUGCAACAGACUCGGCGUCUGCCUGCAAGGACAGCUCCAGGACACAGUUUUCUGGCAAUGAAUCCAAGAGUCGCAGCCGGACAAGUCUUCCGCCAUCUAUUCUCAAAAAGCCUUCAAGGUCAUCAUCACAACAUCGUCGCAAAAGUACUCGCUUUGCAUUUGAAGAACUUCAAAAUGCCAGGGAACAAGGCGAUGCUUGGAGAGAGUUUCGUUCAUCACCGCGUUGGGCAGAAAUGCCACGCAGCGAGAGGUUUAAUCCGAGAUCUAGAUCCUAUGUUCCGAACCCCGGCCCAGCUCUCUUUCAGCCUGUUCCGGGUAUGCGAAAGUCAGCAGUAAUUUCGGACAAUAGCAUAUUCGAUGAAAGAUACCUGCGCCUCGCUUCAGCUUUCGAUGGUGAAGUUCGUACUCGGAAAUUAACCCUGGAAGCCCUUUCUCCAACCUCCAGGAGUGCAAUAAAACCAAAACCGCCACUCAUGAUCCCUCCACUCGCAGACACCACGUGUGACCAACCGCUGGAUAAUACAUCGCCGCACAACUCUCCAGCGAGCACGCCAUCCACAGAAACCCAGCUCACUCCCAGGCCUAUCCUUCAACGAGCGCCGCCGUGCCCAAAACCACCGCGACCUGCCGAACCUCAUCCAACAACCCCAUUAGUCGAUAAGAAUUUUCGGGCCCGUUUUGUCGAACGACAACCCCGCGAAUCCCCCGUGUCUUCUCUAACCACAUUAAUUUCCUCGAAGGAACCUCCCUCCUUGCCUGGCUCCCCCGCAGCCACCGAUCGAACUGACUUCAUAAUCCAGCCUUCGCAGACCUCGCGUAUGAGAGAUUCUCCUCGCGCAGAAAUGGUACUCGGUCAACCACCAGAAGUAUCGCUCUCCAGGACGCUCUCAGGCUCUCCACCGGCCCCUAUUUCGCGUAGUGGGUCACGACUUCCAGCCCGACAUGGACAAGACAGUCAGCUGAGCAAAUUGAUCGAGGAAAAAUGCAAGGAAUGA
Messenger RNA from Coccidioides posadasii C735 delta SOWgp, 1143 nucleotides. Lineage: Eukaryota; Fungi; Ascomycota; Eurotiomycetes; Onygenales; Onygenaceae. The record is from RefSeq and is a predicted model, not a curated record.